AUGCAUGUCCAUGAUUCCAUACCCGCAACUCUACACAAGCAUCAACCUCCACUUCUGGGCGCGUCGCGUCUUGCGGCAGUCUUACCUAUCACACCAGACACUCUUUCCGAUUUGGGCGCAAAUCUACGGACCCUUCUCCAACAACCUGGCGCUCUGUCAGAAAUCGUGCUGGUCACUCCCCCACAGUACCAUGCCAAGACUCGUCAUACUCUUCAGGUUUCUCUAUCCGAUGAGGAUGACGCCGAUGUCGAGAUCUCCAUCACCCCUUGGUCUUCCUCCAUCGGCCAAGAACUCGCGACCCUUCAAGCUGCUCAGAGGCUCUCUACGGACUGGGUCCUCUUGUUGGACGAAGGUGGCCUGACUGGACACGGCAGCAAAACGCACGACACGCUACUCCUGCGAAUCAAGCCUGCAGCUGUUUCUCCCCUUGGUCCGCGCGGUAUCGACUACUAUCUAGACGGUGUCACCUGCAUCACGCCGUCCCACACUCCCCGGAAAGCUGCGCAUCUCGUUCCUCCAAUGAUAUUGCCUACGGCUUUCCUUCCGCCUACUAUCGAUUCUACACCUGGCACUGACCACUGGGCUGCCCUGGGCGAUUAUGUCUCGCGCUCUCAGCGUGAGCUCUCUGGUGGCAUGGUUCUAGGCUCCUCUGAUGACUCGUCCGUGGACUGGUGCUCUCGCUAUGCACCAAAAGCCCUGGACGGCUCUCGCCUCCCAAUUCAUAUCCUUCCCGAUAGCCCGGAGAAGCUGCCGCAAAAUCUCCCUGCCGUCCAAGAAGUACCUGAAAUGAACGACACCCAUCCUGGGUCGGUUCUCGUCGUGGUUUCCACGGUCGACCUCACGUAUAUUUCGCCCAUCGCCUGCGGGCUUCUCCACAAAGGGCAUCAUGUUGAUCUCUUCGUGACGGACGGCAGUGCCACAGUACUCGGCGUAGGCUGCCAACUACCAGUCCUCGCUUUCCCUGCGGCUGUGCUGGGAGAUGGAAUGUCACUACAGGGUACUCUGACCGCCGCUGUAGUCCAAAAUUUGGAUGUUGUCAUAUCGGUUCGGGAGAUACAAUUCCAGUCUCAAUUUUCAGCUUUCCUCGCCGAUCACCGCCCCUUCGUGACCCAUGUCUGCGUACCUCGAGAAGACCUACCCUACACAGACUGGAUGGCCGUCAUGGAUCUUGAGGAGUGGAAGAAUUGGCAUGUCCCGCGGGUCGAGCUGUCGGUCAUCACAAACGAUCGACCUCAGUCGCUGCAGCGACUACUGUCCUCCCUGGGCGAAGCGCGUUAUUUUGGCGACACACUGGAUAUGCGUAUCAAUAUUGAGCAAACCGCCGACGAUGACACGUUGCGUAUCGCGAGUGACUAUGCAUGGGAUCGCGGGAACGUCUUUCUGCACCAUCGUAUCGUCCACGGAGGCCUCCUUCCUGCGGUCGUCGAGUCCUGGUACCCUCGUGGCAACGACUCCUACGGGCUCAUCCUCGAGGACGACGUCGAGCUUUCUCCGUUGUUCUAUGCAUACCUCAAGUUCACUCUGCUGCGCUACCGAUAUGGCCGACAAGAAGACCGCGACCCUCACCUCUUCGGCAUCAGCCUCUACCAGCAGAAGAACCUCGAGCUGCGCCCCGAAGGCCGCCACCUCUUCGACGCGCGCGUCGCCUUCGCCGCCGCCGGCCUCCCGCACGCGCACACGCCCUACCUCUCGCAGAUCCCGUGCAGCUGGGGCGCGCUCUACUUCCCCGAGCACUGGCGCGAGUUCCACGCGUACCUCGGCGCGCGCCUCGCGGAGCACGCGCUGCCGCUCGCGCAGACGGUCGUGCCCGGGGUGCGCUCGAACCGCUGGACGCGCUCGUGGAAGCGCUACUUCAUCGAGCUCGUCUUCCUGCGCGGGUACGUGAUGCUCUACCCGAACUACGCGCGCUUCGCGUCGCUCUCGACGAACCACCUCGAGGUCGGCUCGCACGUGCGUGAUGUGCCGACGGACGUGUACCUCCGCAAGAAGAAGCUGUUCAACCUUCCCCUCAUGCCGUUGCCCGAGGCGGGAGACGAGGGGGUGCUCCUGAUCACUGGGCUACUCGAGCUUCCGGAUGAACGCCUCCCGAAGUGGGACGCUUUGCCGGUGCUUGACUUGCUCGGCGCCAUUGUCGACCAGGAGACGGUCUCGCAGAGGGGCACAGAACGGAGGACGGUGCUCACGGGGUGCGAAGAAUUGCCUUCGCGGCUGCACGACGCGCGGGAGCUCCUUUGUAUGCAGUGA
Molecule: messenger RNA, 2244 nt
Organism: Trametes versicolor FP-101664 SS1
Lineage: Eukaryota; Fungi; Basidiomycota; Agaricomycetes; Polyporales; Polyporaceae
Exons: 3
Coding region: 1-2244 (747 amino acids)
Source: RefSeq, a predicted model, not a curated record